CAGGAAAAAAGAGUUUUAUUGUCCAUGUUGACAAAGACAAGAUCCUGAUCCUUCUUGGCCAGGCAGGGCAGGGAACACACAGGCAGUGCCCUGUUCCUGCUGCCUGGGGGGAGCUCAGGCUGCUCCAGGAAGGUGGCUCUGAGCAGGCAAGGGACUCAGUGGCUAUCACUGUUUGCUUUUCAGCACAAUGCCUGUGGCCCAUCUGGAAAUUUCCAUGAGGCUGCACCGCUGGGGCACAGCUCGGAGGUUCCCCGGUUAUCGCUGCCUCUGCAUCAUUUCCGCCCCUGAAAACGUGACCUUACCUGAAAUAAAGAUAAAAAUAAAGAAGCUUCAAGGCACCUCUCCCGCCUGCCUCACACACACCACUGCUCUUGGCUUUUCCUCCCCACAAAUGGGCUCAAACGUCUGUUUCCUUGCAGGAAGCUGAGUGCAAUCUACAGGUGCCAGCCAGGUCGGCUCUGGAUCUCCUUCAGUCUCCUCGUCCUCCUCCUGGUCACACUUCAGGUUGUGGAGAAGCUGCAGCCUCUGGGGAGCUGCCAGUGUGAGCUGGAGCGGGGCCUGCAGCAGACCACGGGCCACAAGCUCGCCUCUGCCCUCCACAGCCCCGACCUGCUGUGGGAGGAUGACUCCCCUGAGGAGCAGAGGGAAGCUGAGCCAGCCCCUGCUGCGACCGAGGAUGUUUUCAGGAUGCAUCUGUACCUCAGGCAGGAGACCCCUCCGGGAAGCAGCCGAGAGGAGCGCUGGAUGCAGCAGCCUGAGGAGAGCAGCGAGAAGGUGGGAGCCCAUCUGUCACCCACGGAGCUGAAACCCCAGCUUCCUGGCCUGGAAAAUGCAGCCAGAGAAAGUCCUUCUCCAAGCCUUCCCGGGAGGGUCGCCGCAGAUUUGGCAGAAGCUGUCACCAGCAAGUUCAUCAUCUUUGCAAACAGGCUGAGCACGGAGGAGCAGAGAGGAAUGUCCCCACCUGGAAUGGUGCAGGUGGAGGUACAGAGCCAGACUCAGCCUCGAGCUGUGGGGUCUCCCCACCCUGAGUGGGGCACCUCAUUUACACAGCCCAUCCCAAACUCACCUCAACCUCUGCAGGCAGAGGACUCUUACAAAACGGACCUGGAGACAGGAUUUCUCCCAAGCUGGACAGAAGCCUUUAAGGCCAAGGAGGUUGCAGCUGGAGAGGGCCAGCAGGCCAGAGGAGUCACCUCUCCUCUGGGGAAGACGUGCAAGCCCAAGACGGACAUUGUGUUCCUGAAAGUCCACAAGAGCGCCAGCAGCACCGUCAUGAACAUCCUGUUCCGCUUCGGGGAGACGCACAACCUCACCUUCGCCUUCCCCCAGGGCGGGGGCUUCCAGCUCUACUACCCCCACCACUUCCUGGCCAAGUUCGUGCAGGGCUUCUCCCCUCUGAGCCCCCGGCGCUUCAACAUCCUCUGCCACCACAUGCGGUUCCUGCAGCCAGAGGUGCAGAAAGUGGUGCCCAGCUCCGCCGUCUACUUCUCCAUCCUGAGGAACCCCGUGCAGCUGAUGGAGUCCUCCUUUGUGUACUACAAGGGCGCGUCGGCCUUCUCGCGCGUCCGCAGCCUGGAGGAGUUCCUCAGCCAGCCCUGGCGCUACUACGACCCCGCCAGCGGCGACCGCCACUACGCCAGGAACCUCAUGACCUUCGACUUCGGCUUCAACCCCGACGGAGACGCGUCCCCCGAGCGGGUGCAGCUCAUGCUGAAGGCCAUCGAGGCGUCCUUCGACUUGCUGCUCAUCUCCGAGUACUUUGACGAGUCCAUGGUGCUGCUGAAGGAGACGCUGUGCUGGGACCUGGACAGCGUCGUCUCCUUCCCGCUCAACAUCAGGGACAGCAGCACCAAGUCCCCCCUCCCGGACUCGGUGGUGGAGAAGCUGAAGGCCUGGAACAGGCUGGACUGGGAAAUCUACACGCACUUUAACAGGACCUUCUGGGCGAGGAUCGAGCGCCACAUCGGCCGGGAGCGGCUGCGGCGGGAGGUGGCGGCGCUGCGGCGGCGGCAGGCGGAGCUGGCCCGGGCCUGCCUGCAGGGCACGGGCAGCGUGGCCCCCAAGGACAUCAAGGACUCUUCCCUGCGGCCGCUGCAGCACGGCGGGGCCCGGAUCCUGGGCUAUAACCUCAAGCAGGGCUUGGCUCCGGAGCUGGAGCGGACCUGCCGGCGGCUGGUGACGCCGGAGCUGCAGUACAGCAGCCUCCUCUACAGGAAGCAGUUCCCCGGGCCCGCUGCCUCCCGAGCCCCGCCGCAGCGCCCGGGAGCCACCCGAAACUGAGCCCCCGAACCCUCGGGCAUCCUCCGUCUGUGAGCGCAGCGAGGCUCGGCCCUCCCGGCCGGGGCUGCCCUGCCCCGGCAGCCGCGGAGCCUCCGUCCCUGCCCCGCUGGGCGACAGCACGGGCGCUGCCGGGGCAGCACGGGCCGCUGAGCGGCUCCCGGCGGCUGCACGGGGCUCGUCCCGAGGGAAAACCCCCUCCCGAGACAGCAGCCCGAGCCUCGGGACAGCACCGGCUCCAGGAGCCAGGAGCCGGUCCGGGAGGGCAGCCCAGAU
Messenger RNA from Motacilla alba alba, 2553 nucleotides. Its product is annotated as galactose-3-O-sulfotransferase 2-like. Gene Ontology annotation, cellular component: membrane. The transcript is spliced from 3 exons. NCBI's taxonomy places the organism in Eukaryota, Metazoa, Chordata, Aves, Passeriformes, Motacillidae. Gene Ontology annotation, molecular function: galactosylceramide sulfotransferase activity. The coding region runs from base 688 to 2280 and encodes 530 amino acids. Gene Ontology annotation, biological process: glycolipid biosynthetic process. The record is from RefSeq and is a predicted model, not a curated record.